GAAAAAAAUGGAGGACGAUUCUGACUCGAGUUUUGCAGCCAGUUGUAGCACCCUCCACGAGCGUUUCUUCAUUCAGUGUUACUGAUACACGACUCUCAGACAUCUCAGCGGCAGAUGGGUCUGCCGCUACGUCGUCCUCUGCCACGGUGGCUGCCGCAGUGUCGAUCGCGCCGACAUCGUCUACGUCGCAGAGUUUCGAUUCGUCUACGCCUAGUAGAAAGCGUAAAAGAAGUGUGGACAGCUGGGAAACGAGCAAGCGAAAGCUUCUACGGAACUCUGGCAAGGAAUAUGUAACUGCUUCCAAGAAGAACGUUCAGGCCAGAAAAUGCGAUCACCAACCCUGUGGUUGUCCUCUAAAGUGCUAUGACAAAGUCUCACAUUCACAGAGAGAGGCACUCUUCACUGGUUUUUGGUCCAGUGGCGACUUUAACACCCAGAAUGCCUACUUAUGUGGAUGCAUCAAAGUCAUCGCGAUAAAAAGGAGGUACACCACUGCAGCUGCUGCUUCACGUCGCACACAGAGCCGUGUCUAUUACGUACAGUGUGGCUCAGGGAUGUCGGUUCGAGUGUGCAGGAAAGCGUUUCUACAUAUUCAUGCUGUUUCUGGUGGGCGUAUUGACCGUGCACUUAAGUCAUUUGUUGAAGCGGGUGGUUCACCGCAGAUGGACAAACGGGGCCGGCAUGAACCUGGCAACAAGACACCAGAAGAAACAAUCUCGUAUGUGAAGCAACACAUUGCUAGUUUUCCUCAGUAUGAAUCGCACUAUUCUCGAACUGACAACCCCAAUCGAAAGUACCUAAGCCCUGAUUUAACAGUUUCAAAGAUGCACAGCAUGUACAAAGAAGAAUGUUCCAAUGAUGGGAAGGAACCAGUCAGUGACUGGCUCUAUCGCAAAGUAUUCAAUGAAAACUUCAAUCUUGGCUUCGGAAGGUAAUAAUCUCUAAUCUUUCACACUCCUUUUGCUCAUUUGCACACUCCCACUUUCACUUUCCUUUUAUUAUCUGGGCUGUUUUAUUACAGGCCUAGAACAGACACAUGCAAGGUGUGCGACGAGAUGAAGGUGAAAGUGGAUGCCGAGACUAACACUGUGACGAAGCAGCAGCUCAAUGGAGAAUGGGAAUUACACAAAAGAAAAGCAGAAAGGGCUUACCAACAGCUUAAAGAGGACACGGCUCUUUCCAAGUCCACCAGCGAUGUCGAUGCAAUUACGUUCGAUCUACAACAAAGCCUUCCUACUCCUGUUCUGACUACGAACGUCGUGUUCUACAAACGGCAACUUUGGACCUACAAUCUCGGCAUCCACGACUGCAAAACAUCAAAAGCCUACAUGCACAUGUGGCACGAAGGUACAGCAUCCAGGGGAUCGCAGGAAGUAGCGUCAUGUGUUCGUCGUCAUUUGAAAUCAAAUGAGUCUACAGCGAAACAUCUUAUUGCAUUUAGUGAUGCUUGCGGGGGGCAGAAUCGAAACAUCAACAUGGUUUGUAUGUGGUUGCACAUCGUUGCCAGUGAUGAUUUCCCAUACACAGUGAUUGACCAUAAGUUUAUGGUUUCAGGGCAUUCGUACUUGCCCAAUGACAGAGAUUUCGGUGGUGUGGAAUCAGCUCGCAGACGUCAGUCACAGAUCUUUAUACCAGAACACUGGUAUAGGCUUGUCGAAAAGGCCAGACGUACAAACCCAUUCACUGUUGUACGUAUGUCAGCUAGUGAUUUUGUGUCAGUGAAUCGCUUGACUGAGAACAUCACCAACCGAAAAACUGAUGCCGAUGGAAACAAGGCCGAAUGGCUAAAAAUGCGAUGGGUACGUGUGGAGAAAGACAAACCCUACAAGUUCUCCUACAGGUACACUCAUAACACUCUGGAGAACUGGAAGGUGGUUGACAUAAAGAAACGGAAGGCUGGUCGUCCCCUGGACCUUGGAACUCUCACUCUGGAGGACCUAUACAGUGGCCCACGUGCAAUCAACAAGAAAAAAGCUGAGGACUUAAAACAGCUUUUGUGUUUCAUUCCACCCAUUCAUCACUCAUUUUACUCUUCUCUGUUGACCACUGAGGCUGAACAAGAUGAUUAGUGGGUACUAUAUCAGCUGAUGUUGUACUUGCCACUUAUAUCUCUAUUCUUUUCACUUUCAUCAUGCAUUAUCUAUGAAAUGAAAUCUAUAAGCAUGUCUCUCUUUCAUUCAAACAACUUUUAGUACCCUUUGAGGUAUACACACAAACUCUCAUCUGCAUAUCAGCUUCAGUGAAUUUUUAACAGACUCUAGACUUUGAGGUUAACGGGGUUACUUCACUAUGGUUCUGAGCCCUUCGUAUGUAGCUUUAAUUAUUAUUACAUGUACCUCUUUUAGACUUUGAUGUG
Geodia barretti is the source of this 2356-nucleotide messenger RNA. The record is from the annotation of a GenBank genome assembly. NCBI's taxonomy places the organism in Eukaryota, Metazoa, Porifera, Demospongiae, Tetractinellida, Geodiidae.